This is a messenger RNA of Panicum virgatum (switchgrass), 2154 nucleotides long. RefSeq names its product U-box domain-containing protein 26-like. NCBI's taxonomy places the organism in Eukaryota, Viridiplantae, Streptophyta, Magnoliopsida, Poales, Poaceae. Bases 234 to 1457 code for a protein of 407 amino acids. Gene Ontology annotation, molecular function: ubiquitin protein ligase activity. The transcript has a single exon. The record is from RefSeq and is a predicted model, not a curated record. Gene Ontology annotation, biological process: protein ubiquitination.
CCUCCUCCUCCUCCCUCCCCACCGCACCCGCGGUCAGCACCAUCCUCUCCACCCACCAACCCACCACUCCCUCAACUCAACCACCUCUCUCUCUCUCUCUCUCUAUCUCUCUCUCUCUCUUCCCCCACCACGCUACGCUUAGCUUACCUCCAAGUCCAUCUCCGGCGCGAGCUAGCUCUCGCUGCUCGAUCGGUCCAGAUCCACAACCAACAGCAAGCGGCUGCGGGGCUGCAAUGCCGGGUCCGGGGAGCAUGCCGCUGGCGCUGGGCCUGGACACGGCGGGGGUGCAGGUGCCCUGGUACUUCCGGUGCCCCAUCUCCCUGGAGCUCAUGGCCGACCCCGUCACCGUGUCCACGGGCCAGACCUACGACCGCGCCAGCAUCGAGUCCUGGGUCGCCACCGGCAACACCACCUGCCCCGUCACCCGCGCGCCGCUCGCCGACUUCACGCUCAUCCCCAACCACACCCUCCGCCGCCUCAUCCAGGACUGGUGCGUUGCGCACCACUCCAUGGGCGUCGAGCGCAUCCCCACGCCCAAGCAGCCCGCCGACCCAGACCUCGUCCGCUCCCUCGUCGCCCAGGGCCCGGGCCUCCCCGCGCUCCGCAGGCUCAGGGCGCUCGCCAGGGAGUCCGACAAGAACAGGCUCGUCAUGGCCACGCGCGAGACCAGGGCCGCGCUCCUCGAGGUCGCCUUCGCCUCCGGCUCCGACGAGCUCCAGGCCGAGGCCAUGGCGGUGCUCGCGCUCGUCGGCCUCGGGGAGGCCGAGGCCGCCGAGGUCGUGGCCCGGGAGGAGCGGGUGGCCAGGCUCGGCAAGGUCCUCGCCGCCGCCGGCCCGCUCGAGGCCAGUGUCAACGCGGGCGCCGUCGUCGAGGCCGCCGCGUCGGCGUCCGGCGCGGAGGCCCGGGCGCUGCUGGGCGCCGCCGAGGGGGUCAUGGACGGCCUGGUGGCGCUGGUGGAGGAGAAGGCCCACGCGCGCGCGGUCCGCGUCGGGAUCCGGGGCCUCUUCGCGCUGUGCCUGGCCAAGGAGAACCGGCCCCGCGCGGUGUCCGCCGGCGCCGCGUCCGCGCUCGCCCGGCGCGUGGCGGAGGGCGGCGCCGGGGAGCCCGAGCGCGCGCUGGCGGCCGUGGAGCGGCUGUGCCGCGCCGAGGGCGGGCGCGACGCCGUGGUCGCCGGGGCCGGGGGCGGGUCCGCCGCGGUGGCGACGCUGGUGCGCGCCAUGUCCGGGCGCGCGGCGGAGCACGCGGCGGGCGCGCUGGUGGCCGUGGUGGGCGGGUCGGAGGCGCUGCAGGUGGAGGCGGUGCGGGCGGGCGCCAUGAGCCAGCUGCUGCUCAUGGUGCAGGGCGGGUGCUCGGAGCGCGCCAAGCGCAAGGCGCAGCACCUCCUCAAGCUGCUCCGCUCCGCCUGGCCGACCACCGACUGCAUCGCCAACUCCGACGACUUCCUGCAACCGUACUGAUCGAUCGCCACCGGCCAUCAUCAAUUCAUCAUCGCCCGCCCGCGUCGCAGUUGGUGGAUUCUGUUCCGUUCCCCAAGGGCCGCCGGCUUGUAUGGCCAGUCGCCGCAAAUGCAAGGGAAGGGAAAAGCCGCCGGCUUGUAUGGCCUGGCCGUGCGAGCAACGCAACGGCCGCGGCGUCCGGCGCCGGCGCCGGCGCCGGCGGCGUGUAUGUAAUGACGGAGGAACGCGGUAGAAUAUUUUUUUCCCUAAUGUUUGUCCAGUUUUGUACGUACGUAAUGUUGGCAGGGAGGGGAGGAGGAUGGGUUCUUGAUUCGAUCAACAGUAGUAGCAGCAGCGCAAUCACCGAUUCUUACAUGGCACUCAUUCUUCGCAUUUUCCCUGGUCGCGAACAAAAACCCGGGGGAAAACAAUGCUUGUUUUUUGUUGCCACCAGGCGGGCGCGCGGGUGCGUGUGUGUUUGGGCCAUCAGUGAAAGUACAGGCGAAGCAGCGAGAGGACUGGGGAGAUUGCGCAUUGAAAGCUGGGCAGAGGCAGGGCUUUGGCCGGUGGCGGUGGGGGAGUGGGGCUGCCCCCUCCUGCAGGCUGCAGGAUGCAGGAUGCUUCUGCAGAAUGGAAUGUUGUGGCCGUGAAAUUAUCACGAGUCAAUUCCUAUUGAAAAAUAUAGUCUAUUUUUUAUAUGUCAUUGAAAAUUACCCCA